AUGGUGAGUACUUCGAAGGUAGUUACUACCGAUUCCCACGCGGACAAGUCAGCUUCUAAGAGGGGAGCCGGAGAAAGCAUUGUUGAUCUGUCGCCUAGCUCGGCGUUUGCAUCGCCGCCACGCAAGCGUCUGGCUCGGCGCCAGUCGACGGUGACCGUAUUGCAGCCACCAGCCUUUACGUCGACUAAUUACUGGGAAGAACUGGACAAGUUCUCUUUUGAACUCUUCGCACAGACUUUGACUUCGAUUUCUUCUCCGGAGUCAAGCAGUACAUCAACCGAAUUUACGCACCUCACAGAAGUGCGAAAAGGCAAGCAAUCGCCCCAUGAGCGAGAACUGGCAGAACCGAUAGCAUCUGAGGAUUUCGUUCCUUCUCGAGGCGAGGAGAGUGCGGUUAUCACUGAUGAUCUGCGGCGCAGUAUGAGCAGGAGCAACAUCCGCUUUCUAGGCAAGCUUUUUCGAUCGAUGCGGACGAAAAGCCCGCUGUUGAAUGACUUCAUCCGCCUUCACCUGAUCUCUCGGUCGGUGGCGGCGGUAGCGGCUGAUACCUGCGCGUCUAUCGCUGAAAAAUUGGUGCAACAUUUCGAAGACCAGUGCCCCAGGUCUCGAGCAGAGCUCUUUAAAGUGGCAGAUAAAUGGCUACUAGACUCUACGGACUUCGAUCUUUAUGGAAUCUCGGAGGCGUUAGCUCUUUUUGAGCUACUGGUUAUGGACACGGCUCCUGGAGUCUACGUAAACGACAGUGGCUCCACCUUAUUUGCGGAUUUUCUUCCCCGUGGAUCGGAGGCGCAUCGACGCGCCUACUCCAUCCUAAUGCUCUACUCGGCUUGCUGCGGAGCCAAGUUGGCGGCUUCCGAAUGGCUUCCCUGGGAAAGUAGUGUGCUGCGCCUUGCAGAGACCCAACUGGGUCAGCGGGGUCCCCAUGGUGUCACCAUAGGUGGUGACGGUUUGGAACGACGCUGCGCUGUUGUCCGUUAUACUAACGGCAUUAAGCGCAAUGGUAGGAAGUUCAUCGAGAAGGUGAUCUCCCAGUAUCACAUCGUCGGCGUUCAGGAAACCAAGUUCCGCGAUGUCCAUCAUCUGUCCAAGUUUCAAUUUAUCUGUUUUCAGCCUCCGGCCAUCGUUUAUUUAUCAGUGACCGCAACAGCUCCAGCCAUGUUCAAGUAG
This is a messenger RNA of Phytophthora nicotianae INRA-310, 1167 nucleotides long. RefSeq lists its product as hypothetical. Lineage: Eukaryota; Oomycota; Peronosporomycetes; Peronosporales; Peronosporaceae. The record is from RefSeq and is a predicted model, not a curated record. The transcript has 4 exons. The coding region runs from base 1 to 1167 and encodes 388 amino acids.